Molecule: messenger RNA, 834 nt
Organism: Phytomonas sp. Hart1
Lineage: Eukaryota; Euglenozoa; Kinetoplastea; Trypanosomatida; Trypanosomatidae
Source: the annotation of a GenBank genome assembly
AAAAUGCAGGAAACCAACAUUCAUACUGCAGGACGAAAUCUCCAAUUAGAUCAAAAAAAACAAAAGUCCCUUCACGAUGUUUUACUCAAAAAUUUUGGAGCAGUACCUAAUCCGGCGAACCCAUUUUUAGCAACAGUCCUUCUUUGUGGUGAAAAAGUGGAGGAUGAACCUACUUGCACAUCGCUAAAGACUCUUCUGGAUGAAUCCUUCAUGAAGGCUGAUUCAAUAAAUCCAUUUGUAAAGGAAUCUGAAAAUUUCCACGUAUCUGGUAUUAUCAUUGAUUACGAAAAGCACAUUCUUCAGUUAGUACAAGGCCCUGACCACAACGUUUAUUCGUAUUUAUCCGAUUUGAAAUCGGCAACAAAUCUGAUGAUUAAUAAUUUUAUUAUUUUUUUUGAUGAUGACACGGAUAAGCUUAAAAUAAAUGACUGGGUUUAUAUCGAUAAAGUACCUCCUAAGGCACUAGAAGAAGUCGAAGGUUUAGAAAAAUCAGAAGAGGAAAUUUCAGAUUCUGCAAUAGGCGAUUUAUUUAAUCUAAUAGAGUUAGGAUCUAAUUGUAUCGAACAAAGUCAGGUUCAAAAAGUUAGUUUUUCGGACAUUGCUAGAGUCAAAUAUCCAAAGCUUUUCCCAAGCAUAAAUUCGCUUAUGAUGUAUAAAAAGUGCAAGUUAUUUUUUACUUUGGAUGAAUUUGUAGAAAAUUUAUGUAUGUUUCCACAAUUGACUCAAGAUUGUGAACUAAAUUAUCCACUAGAAGAUCCAUUAAAAUACUAAGGCAUGCUAAAUGCUUACGUCCUUAUAGCGCCAAUGUAUAAAUAUUUUAAUUUUUAAACAAAA